UUGGCAGUCUCUGGGUCCAGUCAGUAGAGGAGCAUCAAGCACAGACUUUGCACGCCGCUGGAAGGAUCUAUUACACUGAAAAAAAAUUAGGAGAAGGCACAGUGUGACCAGACUGCUGCCUGAAAGGGAACAGAGCUGAGAGCACUGAAGACUGUGAGCAGAGUCUUCUGAACCAGCUGAGCUCUAAAGGACGCCAAGAUGUGGAAGAAGUCAAAGGUGACCGAUCAAACUGCCGCUGGGCAGACGGGCAUUAAGAAGAAGUCGAAGGUGCCCGGUGUCAUGAUAACACAGUUUAAGGAGGAACUUCCAGAGGGAAUGACAACUCCAGAUUUCACCCGCAAACCCAUCGCUCUGACUAUUCAAGAGGGUAAAUUAGCAGUCUUUAAAGCAAAAAUUACCGGUAACCCAACACCCACUGUAACAUGGGGCAGAGCAAAUGGAGAAAUUCAUUAUCAUCCUGACGUGUGCCUGCAAAAGUAUGAUGAGGCAACCCAAGAACAUACCAUUGAGUUUCCUAAAGUCUCCCCAGAGGACGCUGACACCUAUAAGUGUUUUGCAACAAAUGAACAUGGAAGAGCUGUUUGCACUGUCGUCUUGAACGUCAUUGAGGUCGGAUUCUCCAAAACCAGGGAAAUGCAAAAGACACAGACAGAAGACGUGGCGGACUUCAGGAAAAAACUCAAAAAACGUAAUCCUGAUGGAACGCGUGAGGAAAAGCCAAUGGACUCAGAGGAGAAGGUCUGGGAAAUUCUCCUCAGUGCAGACAAGAAAGACUAUGAGCGCAUCUGUGCCGAAUAUGGACUCACGGACUUCCGCGGCAUGCUGAAGAGACUCAGUGAAAUGAAGAAAGAAAGGGAGGAGGAGAUCGCAGCGUUUGUUACACACAUCAGCACACUGAAACACAUUGAGGUGAAGGAUGAUGACUGUGCAACAAUUGAGUUGGACAUGGAACUCAAGGAUCCUUCUAGCAAAAUCUUCCUGUACAAGGAUGGUGUCAUGGUUCCAUUCACCCAAGAGGGCGCCGACGAGAUGAAACAUAAUUUGAAACAGGUUGGCAAGAAAUAUGUCUUCACAAUUAAGAAGCUGGGUACAGAAGAUGCUGGACUCUACUCCGUGGAUGUUGGGGGCAUCAACGUUUUCUCCACAGAUUUUAAAGUACCUGAGGUUGACUUUGCUGUCAAAAUAAAAGAGGUGAAGGCCGAGGAACGAGAGGACGCCCUGUUUCAGUGUGUACUGACUGCACCUAUGAGUGAGAUUAAAUGGUAUGGCAAAAGUGCUCUACUGACACAUGGUGAGAAAUAUGAAAUCAUCGUAUCUGAAGAUAAGCUUAUUCACAAGUUGAUUGUUCGGGACUGUCGGCCUUUGGAUGGUGGUAUCUAUGCUGCUGUGGCAGGAAUCAAAUCCUGUAAUGCCUUCCUUGUAGUUGAAGCUGAUAAAGACCCAGCCAACAAGGGCAAGAAGGCAGCUCGCAAAACCACUAUGGCCGGCGGUGGUGAUGACGCAGAUCUGGCAAAAAUAGCUAAGGAACAGCAGGAGAAAUAUCAGAAAGAAAUGGAAGAAAAACUAGAAAAGGCCAAGAGACGUAAGAAAGAAGGUCCACUUGUUCCAGAUACAGUAGUAGUGGUUGAAAAAUCCUUAGAUCCUGGUGUUCACUUUCACGCUGGGCUUUCUGACUGCAAAGUCAUAAUUGGAGAACCAGCAGAGCUGGAGUGUAAACUGAGCAAUGAAGAGUGUGAGGGAAUCUGGUACAGAGAUGGAAAUGAGAUUAAAUCUUCAGAGGGUAUCACCAUUUCAAAAGAGGGAAGCUUCCACAAGCUGAAAAUUCACAAAGUCACUGAGGAAUUUGCUGGAACAUAUAAAUUUGAAGCAGAUGGACGGAAGACAGAGGCCUCAAUUGUUGUUGAGGAUCCACCCAGAUUUGAUACUGAGGAAUUGGAGGCAUUUAAAACCCCUGUAACUGUGAAAAAAGGACAAAAAGCUUCCUUCAGACUACCGUUUAUUGGACGGGACCCUAUCAAAAUUCAGUGGUACCUUGAUGGCGAGGAGCUUGCAGAUGAAGGAAAUAUCAAGUUAGAGCAUGGAGAGGGUUACACCCGUCUACUUCUAAACAAGCUGCAGCGCAAAGACAGUGGCGAAAUCAAGAUAAAACUCAAAAAUGAGUUCGGCACUACUGAGGCUGUCAGCCAGCUUGUUGUACUGGAUAAACCCACUCCUCCAAUGGGACCUCUGGAGAUUGUUGAAGCCUCCUCCUCUGUAAUUGAAUUCAAGUGGAAACCCCCAAAAGACAGCGGUGGCUGCAAGAUAGCCAACUAUAUCCUUGAAAGAAAUCAAGUUGGCCGCAACACUUGGAAAAAGGUGGGACCAAUUGGUCCUGAUGCCAAAUUCAGGGACACUGAUGUAGACCACGGGAGGAGGUACUGUUAUCGCAUCAGAGUGGACACUGAGAUGGGCACCAGUGAGCUGAUGGAAACAGAGGACAUUCAAGCUGGUACCAAAGCAUACCCUGGUCCCCCAUCAGCACCAAAGGUCGUCAGUGCCUUCAAGGACUGCAUCAACCUCUCUUGGUCACCUCCAGCCAACACUGGAGGAACCAACAUUCUGGGAUACAACCUUGAGAAACGCAAGAAGGGCAGCAACCUCUGGGGUCAGGUCAACCCACCUGACCAGAUGAUCACAGCUAAGGGAUUUGGUGUUAAAGAUGUGGUUGAGGGCAUGGAGUACGAAUUCCGUGUGUCAGCAAUCAACAACUCUGGAGCGGGUGAAUUCAGUACACCAUCUGAGUUCGUGUUUGCAAGAGACCCUAAAAAGCCCCCUGGUAAAGUCAAAGACUUAAAAGUGACAGAUUCCACCUACACAACUCUGUCCCUGUCUUGGACCAAGCCCAAGGACGUUGAGGGGGUUGAGGAUGAAGCCAAGGGAUAUUUUGUGGAGAUCCGACCUGCAGAAAGCACAGAAUGGGAUCGCUGCAAUUUAAAUCUUAUCACCAUGACUUCCUAUACAGUGAAAGGCUUGAAGUCACUGGCCAUGUACUGGGUGAGAGUCAUUUCUAUGAAUGACGGAGGAGAGGGAGAGCCACAGGAGCUGGAUAAUUACAUCCUCGCUAUGCCCCCUCCUGUGAGACCACGAUUCACUGAUGCCAAAAUCAAGAGUUUCAUGGUGGUGAGAGCAGGAAAUUCUGCACGAUUCAACAUCAACUUUGAGGCCUCUCCUUGGCCUGAUAUCACCUGGCAGAAGGAUGGAGCGCCAGUGUCUAAAAAGGUAACCAUCAGCAACACAGAGGGAACAUCCCAGCUUCUGAUUCCUUCUGCUGAGCGCUCAGAUACUGGAAUCUACACUAUCAUUGUCAAGAACAUUGUCGGUCAAGAAGCAUACAGCAUUGAAAUUAGAGUCACAGAUGAGCCAAAGCCACCAGGUCCUGUGGAGGUCGACGAAAAUGUGCCUGGCACAGUGACCAUCUCAUGGACCGCGUCACCAGAUGAGAAACGUGACGACAGGCUGCACUACAUGGUGACUAAACGUGACUCAAGUAAAAGACAGUGGCACACAAUUGCAGAUCACAUCUUCAACAACAGAUUCACAGCCUGCAACAUCAUGCCAGGCCGAGAAUACCAGUUCCGAGUCUACGCAAAGAACGACAUGGGCUCCUCAAAACACUCUGAAUCACCAAAGUGGCUGAUUACUGCCAAAAAAGAAAAGUUCACUCUAAACAUGCCACAGUCAAAGGUCACAGAUCUACAAUGUCCCCCCAAGUUCAUUGUCCCACUGAAAAUGCACACUGCUCCUCAAGGGUAUGAAUGCUACAUGAGCUGUGCUGUAAAAGGGGACCCGACACCACAUGUCACAUGGCUCCGCAACAACAUCAGUCUGAAUACCAACACUAACUACUUCAUCUCCAACACCUGCGGAGUCUGCUCUCUGCUCAUAUUGAGGGUCGGAGCUAAAGACACCGGGGAGUACAAGGUUGUUGCUGAAAAUGCAAUGGGAAGGGCCGAGUGCUCCACCAAACUGACAGUCAGAGAAUAAACGGACAAACUGAAGAUGGUAGAAUUGCUCUAAAACACCAACAGAAAACAAGCUGCUGUUGGGAGUCACAUAAUUUAUCUCCAGAGUUAAGCAAACCCCUAGAAUGUAGUAAUAUUUAAUAUUGCCUGUGAUGCCUUCCUUUAAGGUUUUUAACUAUUUGAAUAAAUGGAAACCUGUGGAGGAAUUUGCUCAUCAAAGUUGAACUCACAAUAAGGUCUUAGGCAUAAAAGGUUGCUGAAAUAUAAGCCACACACUUGUUUGUUAUUUGCUUGUUUUAAAUUAUGCAAUUUCUAUCGAAUGGAAGCUUGAAAUACUAAGUUGCAAUCUCACAUAUUUGAACUGCAAUAACAUGCAUGUUAAACGGCUAGAAUAUUUAGACUAUAUGACACUUUGAGGAAGUUAUUUAUUGAAGUUAUAUGUUAAAAAUGGAACCGUUUUUCUUUCAGUUAAUCUUUAGUUGGAGGUUUCUGUUUAAAUAUAUAGCGAUUGUUUGGUUGCAAUUGUUUUUUUGUUUUGUUUUUUCCUCAACUGAGGAUUUCUAAUCUUCCCCUCAAUUUAAACAAAAAGAAAUACUGACAUAAACAAUUUAAUACAAUGUUAUAGUCUGUUCUACCUGUGGACAUUUAUGUGUGGGUUUGGUGUAAAUAAAUGUUUCAUACUGCUA
Molecule: messenger RNA, 4687 nt
Organism: Acanthopagrus latus (yellowfin seabream)
Lineage: Eukaryota; Metazoa; Chordata; Actinopteri; Spariformes; Sparidae
Product: immunoglobulin-like and fibronectin type III domain-containing protein 1
Exons: 25
Coding region: 199-4023 (1274 amino acids)
Molecular function (GO): protein binding
Source: RefSeq, a predicted model, not a curated record